AUGGGGACGGCGAUUCCGGGCGUGGCGGCGUUGGCUGUGAAUAACUCGGACUCGGAUUCGGGGUCGGGGUCGGGAUCGGGAUCGGAUUCGAACAAUAACAGUACUUGCGAUGACGCUGACUAUAAACUGAAGGAGAAGGCGUUGGAUAAUCAUGAUGUGGCUAUUGGUGUCGGGGUGGGUGUGCCGUUGGGGGUUAUUGCGAUUGCGUCGAUUGCUUGGGCUUUGUAUGAGCGGAGACAGAGACGGAGUGCUGUCCGGGGGGUUGGGGAGAAGGGGGAGGGAGGGGGGUAUAUGGGGUUGAAUGGGGGGAGUUUGAGUGGGAGUAUGAAUAUGGGUGGGAAUGGGAAUAUGGGUGGGAAUGGGAAUAUGGGAGGAAAUAUGGGUAUGGGGGGUAUGCCGCUGGCCGAGUUGAACACUACUCAGGCUAGUACUCAGCGGCCGGUGGAGUUGGAUUCUGAUGCCGUGAUUCUUGUCAUACAGUCUUGUCCUGGAGGAUUGGGCUUUUCGGUGGAGCAUUGCGAGUGGCUCGUUCGUAUCUUCUAA
Aspergillus oryzae RIB40 is the source of this 543-nucleotide messenger RNA. RefSeq lists its product as uncharacterized. Lineage: Eukaryota; Fungi; Ascomycota; Eurotiomycetes; Eurotiales; Aspergillaceae. The transcript has 2 exons. The record is from RefSeq and is a predicted model, not a curated record. The coding region runs from base 1 to 543 and encodes 180 amino acids.